AGAAACGACGUUCGGCGUCGGUCGCGCGCGCAUUUUUGUCCUACACAACUUUACGUUCCUUUAUUCGAAUAUUUCUCAAUUAAAGUCGACCAUUAUUCAAAUAACCGCUGUAAUUUGUCAUCUGUCACGAAAAGAAUAAAUAGAUUAGAGUUAAAAGUUAGCGGUGAAACAUUCCAAGUUUAAUUUAAUUUACGCGAAGGCUGAUACGUCUGAAGGGUUUUUGUCUACUGAAGUUUAGAAAAAGAAAUUUUAGAUGACACAAUGAUGAUGAACUGUCUCAGGAUUAUAGAGUCUAUAAAUCCUACAAGAGAGAAAUUUUAAACUUUCGAACGUUCAUUAUUUGGAAUUUCUGUAUUUCCAAAAAACAUCCGUAAUCAUCCGGACAAAUACUCAAUGAAUCGCAAUACUGUCGAUGUCGAGAUGCAAGCAACGGCUACUAAUUACGACGUAAACAGUCGAAGCUUUGGUUUCUACUGAAAACAUUGAAAACCCGAUGUAAACUAGAAAAUUUCCAUCUUCAUUUUUCUUCAGCGUAAUGUGGUUCCACUACAUGUCUUUAAAUAAUGCACUGUUAGAUGACCUCCAGGAAAAGUAUUUGCCACGUCUCUUCAACCCUGGCGCGAUUCUACAUCACUCGAACAAAAAAAACUUUGGACCAUCAACCAUAGAGUUAGAGAAAAUCUUCUUCCUUCACAUUUCUGAUGGAAACGAUUUUAAUAGCGAAACAAUUCAGGAGGGAAUACGAACAAUUCAAGCAAAAAAAUGCCACCAUGGAAACAAUUCGAAGCUUGGUUGGUGUCCUGAGACCUGGGAUGAAAUUCUUUGUUGGCGAGAAACUGCUCCAGGAGAUUUAGCUAUCGAACAAUGUCCAUAUUAUAUCGCAGGUUUUGAUAUACAGGCGAAUGCAACGAGACAAUGCAUGCCAAAUGGUCACUGGUACUGGAGUGCAGAGACCAAUAGCACCUGGACAAACUACACUCAGUGCUAUCAUAACCAACUUGUCACAGUGUUAAUGGAUCUACCUGGCUCGACAGACAAUGUUACAUUAAUUCAAAAAUAUCUACCUGUUGUGAAAACGAUCUCAAAAGUUGGAUACACUUUGUCCUUUUUCACUCUGGUUAUUGCAUUUUGCAUUUUAGCAGCCAUCAAGUACAGGAAACUGCGAUGUCCAAGGAACAUUCUACACAUGCACCUGUUCGCAUCGUUUAUGUCAAGGUCUUUUAUGGCUCUUCUGAAGGAUAUUCUUUUCGUGUCUGGAAUUGGACUAGCGUCGGAUAUAAUUGUGAAAAAUGGCGAAAGCUACCUGGUAGCUGGACUAGAAACUAAUCUGGAUUGUAAAAUCUUCACGAGCUUUUGGCAGUAUUUCAUCCUAGCGAACUACUCCUGGAUUCUAAUUGAAGGACUAUAUCUUCAUAAUCUAGUGUUUCUUGCACUAUUCACGGAUUCCAAUUCCAGUAUUACUGGGUACAUCGUCCUCGGAUGGGGAAUGCCAGCAAUUUUCGUUUUACUCUGGGUGAUAUUAAAAGCACUCUUUGAAGAUACGUUGUGUUGGACUAUUAAUAAUAAUCAGUACCUCUUUCUAGUCAUUCGAGUGCCAACAAUGCUCUCGAUCCUGAUCAAUUUUGUACUAUUCGUCAAUAUUGUGCGAGUACUACUUUCUAAAUUAAAGUCUACUGUUUCAGAGGAAACUCAGAGAUACAAGAGAUGGGCAAGAAGCACUCUAGUUCUAGUCCCACUUUUUGGAGUGCAUUAUACUGUCUUCUUAGGGAUGUCAUACAGCAUGGGUGUCAAUGAAACUGUAGAGCUCGUAUGGCUUUUCUGUGAUCAGCUCUUUGCCUCUUUUCAAGGCUUCUUCGUGGCUGUCUUAUACUGUUUCCUAAAUGGGGAAGUGCGAGUGGAAGUCUCUAGAAUCGUAAGGAGCAGGAAAUGGCCUCGUCUGGGAAACGGAAGAUGGGGUCCCAGACCUUCUACACAUUCCGGCAGCACGUGCAGCUGCAACGCUACCAAGCUCAACAAAUCGAACAGAUCCACAUGGUGGCACAAGUCUCUUUUCGCUUGUUUUUUUCGUGACCGGGAUUUUCAUCAUAGGUCAACUCACUCGAUGGCGAGUACACAAGAUGUUGGACUUGGGACGCGCGGUGGUAGUUUAACUAGCAGUCGAGGCUACCUGGAGAUCGUUGGAAAUGGACCGUGUUCAGGAACCGGAAAUUACGUUCAAAAUGCAAAUCACGCGUCGCCCUUAUGCAGCAAAUGUACGGACCAGUCGUUGCUCUCGUUUUGCUCAAAUAUGUCGGAAAUGUCUGUUCCUGGGUUGGAAACAGGCGAAAGAGUUCGAGAUCAGCACCGCUGGAGUGAUUCAGAAUGUUGUCAUCUCGCUUAUGAAUUGCACAGUCUUCAUCAUCACCCACAACCCUGAUAUUUAUGGAGGACACGAGAAUCCUUCUGAUAUUUAAUAUUGUAACAAAAUAGAGGGCAUUAAUCGCUGACUGAACUGCAAGCGAAACUGAGAUUUAUAAAGCUUUAGUCCUAAAUGUGUAGUCAGAUUGUUACGCAAAAAGUACACACGAUUCGUCCAAAGCAGAAAGAAAAGUUCUAGAUUAUAUCGAAUGAAUUUUCAUAAUUAUAAAAAAAAACACACAAUUUGAAUUUUACUGUGUGAUGUUACCUCUAAAUAUCAGCAGCUUUCGUAAUUAUUUAUAAAAACGAUUCUGAUUUCCUGAUUCAGAAUUUUUAUCGAGAAAAGGACUUUUCUUCAAGCGUUUUUUUUUUCUCCUUUACUGAAAGGUUUUGCAAUUAAUAUAUCGACAUUGUACAUAGUAUCAUUUUCACCUCAUCGAUUUUUUACAAAAUGCAAAUAUUGCAAACAAAAAAAUUGCAGAAUGAGAAUUGAAGCCGUACCUAAAAAGCUCUCUAUGUACUACCUAUUAAGAUUUGUGGGCUGUAAAUGUUUCCUGUACUGCAAGAACCACAGUAAGUACAUAUUGUAUAUGAAAAUAAAGAGAAUUUUAUGUGA
Belonocnema kinseyi is the source of this 3013-nucleotide messenger RNA. Its product is annotated as secretin receptor-like. The coding region runs from base 536 to 2416 and encodes 626 amino acids. The transcript is spliced from 15 exons. Gene Ontology annotation, biological process: cell surface receptor signaling pathway; adenylate cyclase-modulating G protein-coupled receptor signaling pathway. Gene Ontology annotation, cellular component: plasma membrane. Gene Ontology annotation, molecular function: G protein-coupled peptide receptor activity; peptide hormone binding. NCBI's taxonomy places the organism in Eukaryota, Metazoa, Arthropoda, Insecta, Hymenoptera, Cynipidae. The record is from RefSeq and is a predicted model, not a curated record.